Molecule: messenger RNA, 2673 nt
Organism: Lineus longissimus
Lineage: Eukaryota; Metazoa; Nemertea; Pilidiophora; Heteronemertea; Lineidae
Exons: 6
Coding region: 255-1766 (503 amino acids)
Source: RefSeq, a predicted model, not a curated record
UAACAACAGAAUUGUGAAAUUCGUAUUUUUAUGAGAAAUGAACCUUCAAAUACCUUUAAUUUCCUCUUUUCACGGACCAAAAGCACUAAUUACGUUAUCCUGAAUGGUGGCUAUUGAAGAUGAUCAUGAUGUUGUAACGACUGUGUCUGUGGUGCAUCACUGUCGUCUGCCCUACUCAGUCCAGUGGAUUGCUGAUCUCUAAUUCUGUUUAGAGUGGCUCGCAACAUUUGACCAGCUAGCUUUGAAAAAAAGUCAUGGAGCCAAUCAGAAAUGGCAGUCCAAUGGGAUUUCCAAGUGGCUCGCCUGGCAUGCGUGAAGGAUGUGUUGAUUCAUCAAUCGGACGGGAUAUAACAGAUUCAGCUGGUCCUAUGACUCUACACCCUGCACUGCCUUUUGGAGGUUUGACGGGGUUGGCACCACAGGGAACUACAAUACCACUGGAAACAUUUGCUUUCUCAUCAUUAUACUCGUCAGCAAUGAACACUUCUAACAAGGGCAUUGAGAGUUUUCCACACUUGUCAUCGAUGUAUUCUGCUGGUACCACUUCCAGUCGGCCAAUAUCUUGUCCAACAAAUGCUGGUGGACCUGGGAGAUCCUUCUCACAAGUCAUAGGCAGUGGAUAUUCCCCUCAGUCUGUCUUGCAUCAGGGGUUUGAAAUGAAUGCUGUUGGUUCUAACAUGCCUGUUAGAUUGAGUUCAUCCCCCAACAACUUUUCCUCUACAAACCACACACAAACUGGCAGUUGUUUCUCACAGUCAAAUUCUUCUGGCAAGACCAAUCCGACGGGAACCAGUGUCCUGUGGGGUUCAGGUAUGAAUCCCUAUAACAGUCAAGGAUACAGUGGUGACCAGACGUUAGCAAACAGAAUUGCUAAUUCCUUGUCCAAGUACAGGAGUGUUCCAAUCAAGAGGAAAUCAGAUGCUGACCUUGGUUCUCCAAUGAAAGUCUACCUAAGUGAAAAAAAGAUGGCUGCCCGCAUGCAAAACUUGACUAUUAGCGACAACAAACGGCCGGUUCCCUUAUCGAUGAAAGAAAUAGAGGAUAGGCUGUCAUCAGAUGAUGAAGAUAAUGAUGUCGUUGAUGAUAAGGAUCAUCAUAUAAAGCUCUCCAAGGAUUUGAAAGACAAACUCAGGAAACAGGCGAAGGAUGAGAUUCUGCCAAAGUCGAUCCUUGAAAACAUUGCCGCCUUAUCUUGCAAACCUAGUAUGGAGAUAGUUCUGUGGAAACCACCAGGUGGCCUCCUGUCUGAUUUUCUAGUGAAACCAUCAGUGGAGGCAGAGUCAACUGAAGAAUCGACGCCUCACAUAUCAUCAGAGCGUACACAGAGUGCAGACAUGUCCAUGGAUGCGUCUGAUGAGGUGCUUCCCGAUUCCAAUGGCGGAUCAAAAACAAUCUGGGUGAUGCCAGAAACUCUGGUGCCACAAGCAGGGGCUUCACCAGCCAGCCUAGCCCAACCACUCGGGUUUGGUCAGCCCGCAGAUAUGAGCAUGGCAGCUAUGGAUGCGAGAGCAGUGCUGGCUGGUGUGCAGCCUGGAUCCAUGGCAGCUAUGAAUUUGUUAGCGAUGCCCUCUGUAGGUACAGCGCAAGGUUCUGUAGCAUUUAUGACUGACACAUUAGGUGCAAACAUGAGUUCAGCUGCAACUGCUGCAGUUCCUCAUCCACCUGUUGCACCCAUUUCAGUUCAGCAUCAGUUUCUAGAGGAUAAUAAUAAUGUUAUUUCACAGCAAGACUUGUUUGAUGCACUUGAUGACGAGAUGGACUUAUGAUCAGUGACGUUCUUCAUUUGUAAAUACAUUUGUUUGGAUCGUAUGUGUAAUCUAGUAAUAGGAUGUGAAAACUUUAAUGACUAAGGGGAUUCACCAAUCAGUGUGGUUCCAAUAUAUAUGUGCUAUGUGCUUAUAACUAGGUGUUCUAUAAACUUUUGGCAAGGCCAAAGACUGCCAGGUGAAAACGUCGUUUGCGUUUCAACCGACAUGUAUCAAAGUUUCUCAGUGUUUUUGUUGACAACGUACGCGUAUGCCACGAUAUCUGGAGAACUUCCUCGCUGCUGUGUGUUCAGGUUACAAAGGUUUCAGUACUUUUGUUGUAACUUGAUAAUAGUUGUAAAUGAUCCUAGUAACUUUGAUUGCACUCAAGACAGCCUCACCUAGCAACUUUUCAACUGGAUGUGUGGUCAACAUAGCAAUUGGCCUGCAUACUUCAUGUUACUAAAAGCAAUCCGAGAUUGUGACGUGAAUUGUGGUCAGAUCUGUUCAACCAAAUCAUACAAAGAUUCAAGAAACCAACCCAGUGUAAUGUUUAUUCUGAUAUUGACUGGCUGGCACAUGUAGAUAAAUGUUUGUAUAUUCUGUAAUCCUACCUACAUGUAGUCAAUGUCACACUGCCAGUGUUGGUGCAGCACUGUCACAAUGAGUGGAGAGCUUCAAGGGGGGGGGGGGGAGUUUGUCCACAUCUUAACUUGGUUACAACCGUACACAUGUAUCGAUUUGACAAGAUUUUUGAUGGGUGUUUGUAGUUCAGGUUCUUAAAAUGUGUAACCUUCAAAAUCAAUGUGUGAUGCUUUUUGCUCAAGGACUCCCCUCUAAUUAUCUCAGCAUGUGAUGUUUUGUGGUUCUUCUUGCAUAUUUGUAUUGUGCUUGCCUCUUUUGUAUGGUUUGAGGAAUCACUCUGUAG